AUGUUUGUGGGAGGGUUACCUUUAGCGCCUAUUCAGGACGGCCCUGUUGUGCCAAAUGCAUACAAUUAUGAUCCAAUGGCUGAGAUAAUGAAACUCGGAACUGGUCAAUUGCAAAGCGCCUAUCGUAAAUCUAAACUGGUAUGUUGUCUAUGGUGA
Messenger RNA from Angiostrongylus costaricensis, 156 nucleotides. Lineage: Eukaryota; Metazoa; Nematoda; Chromadorea; Rhabditida; Metastrongylidae. The record is from the annotation of a GenBank genome assembly.